AUGACCUCCUCGCUCUCCCAGAGAGAGUCACUGCGUGGUCAGACUGGAUCAGGCCGUGAGGAUGCUGGGCGGAGGAUGGUGGGGAUGUCCACACCUCUUUCAUUAGCCCUCACUCCGGUGGACACAGAGCUGCUGAGAUCCAGGCUUGUUUCAGCAGGACCCAGCAGUGUCCAGCGAAACCCAGAUGCCCUGGUGUUCACUCACAGCACCAAGGCUCAGGAGAGACGGCGGACCACUCAAAGGCCUGCCCAGCUGGAGAUACUGCCGGCACUGAAGCAGUAUCAGGAGCGUAACCAGCCUGAGUUCAUCCACAGGAAGAACAGAGAGAGGCUUAUUAGUGCUGGCUGGAAGCCCCCUUCCCCCUCCUCUGCUGGCAUAGAGAGAUCGGACCCCUCCUCGGAGAGACGGCCAUCCACUCUACAGUUACCGCAGAUACCUGACCACCUAAAAGAAAGACAGGUGCAGCUGACUCAGAGCAUGCUCAGCUCUGCCCCUCCACCCAAAAGACCAAAGAGUUCCCCUAAACAACGCAUCACCACCUUGGCACCCAUUAGCCACACCCCCUCUCCACCGCUGACCAAUCCGCAGCUCUUCAGCUCAGUAGAGGAAGUGAUCCGUGCUCAAAUACGCUCCCCUUCUGAAAUCGCGCAUGUCAUCCGGAGCAACCCGGACCUGGGUUUCCUCUACAUGACAUCAGCAGCCCCCAAAUCAUCCAUCAAAUAUGAUCCAUACAAACUCAAGAUUGUGACAUAUGAAAAAAUCAACAAGUCGGACUACUACACGAUCAGCGCUCAGGGGGUGACGCACUACUGUGAGGGCCAAGUGGACUUCCUGCCCCUGGCGCGCUGGGAGCAAGAGUUCCGUUACCACCGGCGGCUCCUGCGCAUCCCAGUCUUUGCCCUCUUCCGCAAGUGGAAGGCCUUUCGUGUGUGGCGCACCAACGUGCGCUCCAAAGCCAUCAGCAAGUGCAAACGCUCGCUGCAGGAGCGCCUCUUCAUCGUCAACGAGUCUCUGCGACCGGCGCUGAUUGACAUCAGAGAGAUGUGUUAUCGCAUCAGUGACAUGGGCCUGUGCAGAAUAGAGAAGGAUCACACCUACAGACUGCAGGACUUUCAGACUGCCCAGUACAUUCAACUCCAAGAGGUGUCCUCUCGUCUAGAGGAAUUUAGGGAGCUGGUAAAGGAGGUAGCAGGGGCCGCCUGUCGCACAGCCAUGCUGGAGGCUGGAUACACACCUGAUUACGGCAACUCUGAGACUGAUGGGGGUGAAAGUAAACCCUGUGCUGAUUUGGAGCUGUUGUAUGAAGAGGCUUCAGAGAAGAUGAGCUACACAGAGCAGGCCAACAAGAGAUACCACUGCAGUCGCCUCACAUGUUUUAUCCGCCUGGCUGAUUACCUGAUAUUGAACACCAUGCAUGUGCUGGUUGUCAACUCCGUCAGCAAACUGCUGAGUGUGCUUCAGGACCAGAACACGCACACACCCUCACACUCACUCAUGCAAAGCUGGGCCAGCGGAGAGGCUGACAAUCAAAACCAGAGGAAGAACAGUGUAGCAGAACAGAUCACAGAUGCUUCACUUCUGCCAAUGUUCAUCACAGAGCUGAUGCUGGAAACUCACAUGCUGUCCUUCCAGCCUUCCAUCGAUGACUUCCAGGAGUGCUCAGCGGAGAUCAUCUCCCGCUUCCAGGAGACAGUGCUGUCUUUGGAGCCUCUGGUGCCUGACUCUUACUUUCACGCCUUCACUCAACCCAUCAUUAACAACAAGAUGGAGGAGAAGAUGUGCGGUGAUGGUCCAAGCUUAGAAGCCACUCUUGAAGCUGACCAGCACCUGCAGGGCAUCAUCCAAAGCAUCAAGGAUUCUGUUCAGUUUGCGUUUGAUGCUGCGAACACGUACGCCCGUACGUUUGAGCCUUUCCGUCUCUUCUACAAGCAGAAUGAAAGCCUGGAUCUGAACGCUCUUAAAGAGCAAGAACAUGAAGUGGGCUUUUUCGAGCAAAGUCUGGAGAAGUAUCACCAGCAGCAUAAGGAGGCUCUGGCCAUCAUGCCAAAGAGACACUUGGGGAUGCUCCUGGUGGACACCUCACAGCUAAAGAGCAAACUGACCCCAUCCCCACUGCGCUGCCUAGAGGCCAUUAAUGACAUGCUGCCUCUGCUGGCCAAGAAAAAGAUGGACGCCAUCAUCGCUGAGGCACAGGAUGCCCAGUUCAAACUGGAAGUCAUUCCCACGGUGACCACUGAGUAUGUCAACUCCCUCACCUUCCUAGAGGAGAUCCAGGAGCGGAUUGAAGUGCUGGACGAGCAGAUGGAGACAGUGUGUCAGAUGUAUAAGCUGAUUGACAGCUACUCUGUGCCGACCCCACCAGAAGACUUUGCCGUGUUCGCCACUUUGCGUCCGUCGGUAACGGCUGUGAAGAACGCCAUCGAUAAAGCGUUAGGAGAGAAAGACGCAAACGUUGGCAAAUUCUGUCAGCACCUGCAGCAAGACAUCACUGAACUCAACAAGGAGGUGAAGAGGGUCAAACAGCAAGCAGAGAACAGGCAGAUCCUGGACAUCAGUGCUGAUCGGGGUAAAGUGCGUAUGGUGCUGGGAGAAAUCCAGAUCUCCAUAGACGAACUGCAAGCACAAGCCUUCAGCUACAAAUCCUACCAGAAACAGUUUAAGGUGGAGGUGACGAAGUAUGAGUCUCUGGAGGAGCUGAGUGCUGAGGUGAAACUGAAACAUUUGCUGUGGGAUGCACUGGAGGAGUGGACCAGCCUGCAGAACACCUGGAUGCAGAGUAAGUUUGAUGAGCUGGACCCGGAGCUGCUGAGUGCUCAGGUGAAUAAAUAUGGAAAGUAUGUGAACCAGCUGGAGAAAGGUCUUCCACCCAACAGCGUCGUACCUCACCUUAAGGCCGGUGUGGACUCCAUGAGGGAGAAGCUGCCGGUGAUCAGCGAUCUGCGUAAUCCAUGUCUGAAAGCUCGGCACUGGGAGAUGUUGGAGGGCAUUGUGGGCUCCAGUCUGCUGGAGGAGCCUCUGACACUGUACGCCCUUCAGGAACUCGACAUCUUCACCUACAGCCAGGAGAUCCAGGAGGUAUCAGGCCAGGCAUCAGGAGAGGCUGCUCUGGAGGCAGUUCUGAAAAAGGUGGAGGACUCAUGGAAGACGACUGAGUUUGUGGUGCUGUCUCAUCGUGACUCUAAAGACGUGUUCAUUCUUGGAGGAACUGACGAAAUCCAGGUGCUGUUGGAUGACAGUUCCAUCAACAUGGCCACGGUGGCAUCCUCCCGCUACGUGGGUCCCAUCAAGGCCAGAGUAGAUGAGUGGCAGAGGCUGCUUGCCCUGUUCAGCCAGACCCUGGACGAGUGGCUGACGUGUCAGAGGAACUGGCUGUAUUUGGAGAGCAUAUUCAGUGCUCCUGAUAUUCAGAGGCAGCUUCCUGAAGAGGCUAAGAUGUUCCUGCAGGUGGAUAAAUCCUGGAAGGAGAUUAUGAGGAAGGUCAACCGUCUGCCCAAUGCCCUACGUGCCGCCACACAGCCAGGGCUUCUGGAGAUCUUCCAGAACAAUAAUGCUCUACUGGACCAGAUUCAGAAAUGCCUGGAGGCCUACCUGGAGUCUAAGAGAGUCGUCUUCCCCAGGUUCUACUUUCUGUCUAACGAUGAGCUGCUAGAGAUCCUGGCGCAGACGCGGAACCCUCAGGCCGUGCAGCCACAUCUGAGGAAGUGUUUUGAUGCGAUCUCCCGUCUGGAGUUCGCCGUGCUGCCCCCUGCCACGCCUGCUGAGGCCGAAGGAGAGAAGCACUACAGCAACGACAUCCUGGCCAUGAUCUCACCUGAGGGAGAGAAGGUGAUGCUGGGGAAGGGGCUGAAGGCGCGUGGUAAUGUGGAGGAUUGGUUGGGAAAAGUGGAAGAAGCCAUGUUUUCCUCUCUCAGACGUCUCAGCAAAGCCGCCAUCUCCGACUACCAGAGCAAACCGCGGGUGGAGUGGGUAGUGGCUGGACACCCCUCACAGGUGGUGCUGACCAUCUCCCAGCUGAUGUGGUGCAGGGACAUGGAUAACUGUCUGGAGGGAGACCAUGACCACUUUCAGGCCCUGCAGCAGUUUGAGCUCACCAAUUUCGAGAGGCUGAACGCUCUGGCUGCUCUGGUGCGGGGAAAUUUACCAAAAAUUCAUCGGAACAUCAUCACAGCGCUCAUCACUGUGGAUGUCCACGCACGAGACAUCGUCACUGAGCUGGUCAAAGAGGGGGUCGACUCGAGCAGUAACUUUGAGUGGCAGAGGCAGCUGCGCUACUACUGGGAUGUGGAUCUGGAUAACUGUGUGGCUCGCAUGGCUCUGUCUCAGUACAUCUACGGAUACGAAUACCUGGGAGCCUGUCCACGCCUGGUCAUCACCCCACUCACGGACCGUUGCUACCUGUGUCUCAUGGGGGCAUUACAGCUGGACCUGGGUGGAGCUCCUGCAGGUCCUGCUGGUACAGGAAAGACUGAGACCACUAAAGACCUGGCCAAAGCCCUGGCAAUCCAGUGUGUGGUCUUCAACUGCUCUGAUGGACUUGACUACAAGAUGAUGGGGACAUUCUUCAGUGGCCUUGCUCAGUCCGGAGCCUGGUGUUGUUUCGAUGAGUUCAACCGCAUCAACAUCGAGGUGCUGUCUGUCAUUGCCCAACAGCUCAUAACCAUCCGGAACGCCAAGGCAGCCAAGCUGUCUCGGUUCAUGUUCGAGGGCAGAGAGAUUAAGCUGGUGAUGACGUGUGCGGCCUUCAUCACUAUGAAUCCAGGCUAUGCAGGCAGGACUGAACUUCCAGACAACUUGAAAGCUCUGUUCAGACCCAUCGCCAUGAUGGUGCCCAACUACGCCCUCAUUGCUGAGGUCAUCUUAUAUUCGGAAGGCUUUGAGUCCAGUAAGACUCUGGCGAGGAAGAUGACUCAGAUGUAUAAACUGUGCAGUGAACAGCUCUCCCAGCAGGACCACUACGAUUUUGGCAUGAGGGCUGUCAAAUCCGUUCUCGUCAUGGCCGGUUCUCUGAAGCGAGAGAAUCCACACCUGAGUGAGGACGUGGUGCUGAUCAGAGCGCUGCGAGACUCCAACCUGCCCAAGUUCCUCACUGACGAUGCUGUGCUUUUUGGGGGUAUCCUAUCUGAUCUUUUCCCUGGAGUGACCAUUCCUGAGCACGAUUAUGGUGUUCUACAGUCCACCAUCCAUGCUGCACUUUGUGCCCGCUCCCUUCAGCCUCUGCCCAGUAUGAUUGGUAAAGUAAUCCAGCUGUACGAGACCAUGUUAGUACGUCACGGCGUCAUGCUGGUGGGCCCCACUGGAGGUGGAAAGACCACCGUAUACCGGGUCCUGGCUGACGCCCUGCAGGCCCUCUAUGAAGCUGGUCACAAAAACCCCUUCUACCUGCCCGUAAAGACCUAUGUGCUCAACCCCAAGUCCGUCAGCAUGGGGGAGCUGUAUGGGGAGGUGAACCCACUGACUCUUGAGUGGAGGGACGGACUGAUGGCCCUUUGCGUGAGGGCGGGGGUCAAUGACCCCAGUGAUGACCACAAGUGGGUGAUCAGUGAUGGGCCAGUGGACGCGCUGUGGAUCGAGAACAUGAACACGGUGCUGGAUGAUAAUAAGAUGCUGUGCCUGGCCAACAGUGAGAGGAUCAAGCUCACGCCCUCCAUCCACAUGAUGUUUGAGGUUCAGGAUCUAGCUGUAGCCUCUCCAGCUACAGUCAGUCGUUGUGGGAUGGUGUAUAUAGACUCUGAGGAGCUGAAGUGGAUGCCAUACGUGCAGACAUGGCUAACAGGCCUCUCAGAGAAGAUCACAGAGCCCAUGCGUGUGUACCUGAUGCAGCUGUUUGAGCAGUACGUAGAGAAGGGUCUCCAGUUCGUGUCUAAGCGCUGUGUGCAGGCCAUGGCUCAGGUGGACAUCAGCAAAGUCACCACCCUCUGCUGCCUGCUGGAGGCGCUGCUGUUCAGCGAGGGCUCUCCUAGCCUUAAAAUGGACUCCAGCAGGCUGAACAGUGUGCUCUGCCAGACGUUCGUCUUCUGCUACCUGUGGGCGGUGGGGGGCAAUCUGACAGACAGCUGCUGGGACGCCUUCGACACCUUCGUCAGGCAGCAGUUUGAGGACAACAAUGAUGCAAAGUUACCUAGUGGAGGAGACCUGUGGAGCGUGUAUAUGGAUUUUGAGAACAAGCGUCUGGAGCCGUGGGAGAAAAUCAUUCCGUACUUUAAAUACAAUAGAGAGACGCCCUUCUUUGAGAUGCUGGUGCCCACCACAGACACGGUGCGCUACGGCUACCUGAUGGACAAACUGCUGUCAGUCAGACACUCUGUCCUUUUCACCGGCAUCACAGGAGUGGGCAAGUCUGUCGUGGCUCGUGGCUUGUUGAACAGCAUUCAGGAGCAGGCGGGCUACGUUCCCGUUUACAUCAACUUUUCAGCACAAACCUCUUCAGCUAGAACACAGGAGAUCAUCGAGUCCAAACUGGAGAAGAAGAGGAAGAACAUACUGGGUGCUCCUGCUAAUAAGAAGGUGGUGGUGUUUGUGGAUGAUCUGAACAUGCCAAAGUUGGACAGUUACGGCUCGCAGCCCCCAAUAGAGCUACUGCGCCAGUUCCAGGACUUUCAGGGCUUCUACGAUCGCGAGAAGUUCUUCUGGAAGGAGAUACAGGACAUGACUAUAGCAGCAGCAUGUGCGCCUCCUGGUGGAGGUCGUAAUCCGGUGACCCCACGCUUCAUCCGCCACUUCAGCAUGCUCUGCCUGCCCACGCCCUCCGAGCACAGCCUCAAACAGAUCUUUAAGGCUAUUUUGAGUGGUUUUCUGAGUGAUUUCCCAGCUGCAGUGAAACAGGCUGCGGGCAGCAUAGUUGACGCUGCAGUAGAGAUCUAUCACCGCAUGAGUGUUGACCUGCUCCCCACUCCAGCCAAAUCCCACUACGUCUUCAACCUCCGAGACCUGUCCAAGUGUGUGCAAGGCAUGUUGCAGUGUGAGCCCGGCACUGUGCCGGACCAGAACCAGAUCUUCCGUCUCUUUUGUCACGAGUGCCAGCGUGUGUUCCACGACCGACUCAUCAACAACGAGGACAAGACCUACUUCAACACCAUGCUGUCUGAAAUGGCCAGUAAACAUUUCAGCAUCAGUUUGGAGCCCAGUUACUUUGCCAAGCAGCCCAUCAUCUUUGGAGACUUCAUCAAGGUGGGAUCAGAUAAGGCAGACCGUGUCUAUGAGGACCUGAUGGAUAUGGAGAGGAUCCGGAAUGUUCUGCAGGAUUACCUGGAUGACUACAACAUGACCUUCGCCAAAGAAACCAAGCUUGUCUUCUUCCAGGAUGCCAUUGAACAUGUCUCCAGGAUUGCCCGUAUGAUUCGACAAGAGCGCGGCAAUGCCCUCCUGGUGGGCGUGGGUGGCACUGGGAAGCAAUCUCUCACACGACUGGCUGCACACAUGUGCGGCUACCGCUGCUUCCAGAUUGAGCUGAGUCGAGGCUACAACUAUGACAGUUUCCAUGACGACCUGCGGAAACUUUACAAGAUGGCAGGCGUGGAGGGCCAGGAUAUGGUCUUCCUCUUCACUGACACUCAGAUUGUGGUCGAGGAGUUUCUGGAGGACAUUAACAACAUGCUGAACUCUGGAGAGGUGCCCAGCCUGUUUGAGAAGGACGAGCUGGAGUAUGUUCUGGCCGCUACACGGCCCAAAGCCAAAGAGGCCGGCAUCGCCGAGGGCAACCGCGAUGAGGUCUUCCAGUACUUCAUCUCUCGUGUGCGGGAGAAGCUGCACAUUGUGUUGUGUAUGAGUCCAGUGGGCGAUGCCUUCAGGUCACGAUGCCGUAUGUUCCCUUCUUUGGUCAACUGUUGUACCAUCGACUGGUUUGUACAGUGGCCACAUGAGGCUCUUCUCUCAGUGUCCCAAACAUUUUUCCAGAAUGUGGAGUUUGGCAGUGAAAAGAUGAAGAGUUGUUUUUCCGAGAUGUGUGUGGAGAUCCACAUGAGUGUGACAGACAUGGCUGAACGUUUCUACUCAGAGCUCCGCCGUCGCUACUACACCACCCCAACCUCCUACCUGGAGCUGAUUAACCUCUACCUGAGCAUGCUGGGGCAGAAGAGACAGCAGCUAGAGGCGGCUCGUGAUCGAGUGAAAAAUGGACUGACUAAGUUGUUGGAGACCAAUGAGCUGGUGGAUAAGAUGAAGAUCGACCUUUCUGCUCUGGAGCCUGUGCUCAAACAGAAAUCCAUUGAUGUCAACGCUCUUAUGAAGAAACUUGCUGUCGACAAAGAAAAAGCUGACCAUGUGCGCAGGGUGGUGAAGGAGGAUGAGGCUCUGGCUAAGGUGAAAGCAGAGGAGACACAGGCCAUUGCAGAUGAUGCCCAGCGGGACUUGGACGAGGCCCUCCCAGCUUUGGAAAGUGCUAAUAAGGCACUGGAUGCACUAGACAAGGCCGACAUCUCUGAAAUCCGUGUUUUUACCAAGCCGCCUGACCUCGUCAUGACAGUCAUGGAGGCUGUGUGCAUCCUGCUGAACAGCAAGACUGACUGGGCCAGUGCCAAGCAGGUGCUAGGCGACUCCAACUUCCUGAGGAAGCUGACGGAGUAUGACAAGGAUAACAUCAGGCCUCAGAUCCUGCAGAAGCUGCAACGCUACAUCCAGAACCCAGACUUCGUUCCUGAGAAAGUGGAGAAGGUGUCCAAGGCCUGCAAGUCCAUGUGCAUGUGGGUGAGGGCCAUGGACCUCUACUCCAGAGUUCUCAAAGAAGUGGGACCCAAACGAGAGAAACUGGCUGCAGCUCAGGCGGAGCUGGAUGCUACCAUGGCGACUCUGCGGGAAAAGCAGGCAAAGCUGCAGGAGGUGGAGAAUCAGAUCAAAGUUCUGCAGGAACAGUUUGACUCCAGCCUGGCCGAGAAAGAGGAACUGGCUAAGACUAUGGCUCUGACGGAAGCUCGGCUGGGCCGUUCGGGGAAGCUGACCGCAGCUCUGGGGGACGAGCAGGUGCGCUGGCAGGAGAGCAUCACCCUGUUUGAGCAGGAAAUCAACAACGUCAUCGGAAACGUCUUCAUCGCUGCUGCCUGCGUGGCUUACUACGGAGCCUUCACCUCCCACUACAGACAGCUGCUGAUACAGAAGUGGAUUUCGCGCUGUCAGGAGCUGGGCAUCCCCAUCAGCGAUAACUUCAGUCUCAUUGGAAUCCUUGGGGACCCCUAUGAGAUCCGUCAGUGGAACGCAGAGGGUCUGCCCCGGGACACUGUCUCCACCGAGAACGGAAUCCUUGUGACCCGCGGCCGCCGCUGGCCACUCAUGAUCGACCCUCAGGAUCAGGCGAAUCGCUGGAUCCGAGCCAAAGAGACAAAGAACGGUCUGAAGGUCAUCAAGCUGACAGACGCAGGCUUCCUCCGCACCCUGGAGAACGCAAUACGCCUGGGCAUGCCUGUCCUACUGGAAGAGCUUAAAGAAACUCUGGACCCUGCUCUAGAGCCUGUUCUCCUAAAGCAGACGUUCGUAUCGGGCGGCAGAACGCUGAUCCGCCUGGGCGAUUCCGACAUUGACUACGACAAAAACUUCCGCUUCUACAUGACCACCAAGAUGGCCAACCCCCAUUACCUGCCUGAGGUGUGUAUCAAAGUGACCAUUAUCAACUUCACUGUGACCAAGUCUGGACUAGAAGACCAGCUUCUCAGUGAUGUGGUGCGUCUGGAGCGGCCGGAUUUGGAAGAACAGAGGAAUCAGCUGAUUGUGCGCAUCAACGCUGACCGUAACCAGCUGAAGGCCAUCGAGGAGCGCAUCCUCAAACUGCUCUUCACCUCAGAGGGCAACAUCCUGGACAACCAGGAGCUCGUCCAGACCCUGCAAGAAUCAAAGGUGACGUCGGAGGCUAUUAAGUCUCGUCUGGAGGAGGCGGAGGCCACGGAGCUGAUGAUAAACACAGCCAGAGAGAAGUACCGGCCCGUGGCCACACGUGGCUCCGUCAUGUACUUUGUUAUCGCCAGCCUGUCCGAGAUAGACCCCAUGUACCAGUUCUCCCUCAAGUAUUUCAAACAGUUGUUUAACAGCACUAUCGAGACAGCGGAGCAGAUGAGUGAUCUAAGCUUGAGGCUGCAGGUUCUGCUGGAUCAGACGCUCCUUAGUUCCUACACUAAUGUGUCCCGCGGCCUCUUUGAGCAGCAUAAGACCAUCUACAGCUUCAUGCUGUGUGUGGAGAUUAUGAUGCAGAGAGGAGAAAUCACCCAGCACGAGUGGCUCUACUUCCUCAGAGGAGCUGGAGGCAUGGACAAGGAGUUGUCAGAGAAGCCGAAUGUUCCGUGGCUGUCUGAUUUUGUGUGGGAGACGUGUUGUGAUCUAGAGAACAGACUGCCUUGCUUCAGAGGCAUUAAGAAAGACAUUGUAUCCACACCUAUUGCUGUUCAACUAGGGCGUCUGGAGGUGACUGUGAACCCAGAAGAGUGGGAGGGCUACAUGAAAGACCUCCCCCCAUACUCACAGGACAUGCCUGCCGACCAGCAGCCAGAUGUCAGAGGUCACUGGAAUGAGCGCCUCGGAGCCUUCCAGAAACUCAUCCUCAUCAAGAGCUUCAGUGAGGAGAAGGUUGUGUUUGCAGUGACGGAGUUUGUGAUAGUAAGUCUGGGGAAGCAGUUUGUGGAGAAUCCCCCAGUGGAUCUGGCAACCCUGUACACAGACAUGUCUCCCUCCACUCCGCUGGUGUUCAUCCUCAGCACCGGCUCUGACCCCAUGGGGGCUUUUCAGAGAUUCGCCAAGGAGAGGGGAUACUUUGGAGAGGCAAUGGAGUCUAUCUCUCUGGGCCAGGGUCAGGGUCCUAUAGCGGAGAAGAUGAUAGCGGAGGCUGUGAAGAACGGAAACUGGAUCUUUCUGCAGAACUGCCACCUUGCUGUCUCCUGGAUGCUCUCCAUGGAGGAAAUCAUCAAGACCUUCACCGAGCCUGACACUGUUAUCCAUGAGAACUUCAGACUGUUCCUCAGCUCAAUGCCCACCAGUGCGUUCCCUGUCACUGUGCUCCAAAACUCUGUUAAGGUGACUAAUGAGCCUCCCAAAGGGCUUCGUGCCAACGUGCGACGGGCCUUCACUGAGAUCAGCAGCACCUUCUUCGAGGAGCAUAUCCUGGGCAGGAAGUGGAGGAAGAUCAUCUUCGGAGUCUGCUUCUUCCACGCCAUCAUACAGGAGAGGAAGAAGUUUGGGCCUCUGGGCUGGAACAUUCGUUAUGAGUUCAAUGACAGUGACAGGGAGUGCGCUCUGCUCAACCUGAACCUGUACUGCCAGAGCGGUCACAUCCCCUGGGACGCUCUCAUCUACAUUACCGGGGAAAUUACAUAUGGAGGGAGAGUAACGGACGCGUGGGAUCAGCGCUGUUUGCGCACCAUCCUCAAAAGCUUCUUCUCGCCAGCAACUCUGGAGGAAGGCUACAAGUUCUCUGCAUCAGGGAUCUACUUUGCUCCUGAAUCUGACAGUCUAAAGGAAUAUAACAGCUACAUUGAAAAUCUGCCCAUCAUUGAUGACCCUGAAAUCUUUGGAAUGCAUGAGAACGCCAACCUGGCUUUUCAGAGACAGGAGACGCUGACUGUGAUUAACACCAUCCUGGAGGUGCAGCCGCGCUCCACGGCAGCUGGAGGGGGGAAGAGUAAUGACGAGGUGGUCCAUGAGCUUGCAGACUCCAUCCUGGCCAAGAUCCCUGAGAAGCUGGACAUGGACAGUGCGGCUGAGAGUCUGUUUGUGCGUGAUGCUAACGGCCGAGUGAACUCCCUGACCACUGUGCUGGGACAGGAGGUGGACCGUUUCAACAUCCUGCUGCGUAUACUAAGGGUCUCUCUUAGCACUCUGCAGAAGGCCAUAGCAGGGUUGGUGGUCAUGUCAGAGGAGAUGGAGAAGAUCUACGGCAGUUUUCUGAACAAUCAGGUUCCGGAGCACUGGGCCAGUUCAGCCUAUCCCUCACUGAAGCCCCUGGGCAGCUGGGUCAAAGACCUCGCCCUGCGCACUGCCUUCAUACAGAGCUGGGUAACGAGAGGGCAGCCCAAGUCUUUCUGGAUCUCUGGCUUCUUCUUCCCUCAAGGCUUCCUCACAGGCGCACUGCAGAACCAUGCACGCAAGUACAACCUGCCCAUAGACGAGCUCAACUUCCGCUUCAACGUGAUCCCUGCGUACCGAGACCAGGCGGUGGUCACUGAAGCCCUGAAGAACCUCAGCCCCGGUGUGGAACUUGAACUGGACCAGGAGCUUCCUCCUGUGGAGGAUGGAGUGUUAGUGCAUGGAAUGUUCAUGGACUCCAGUCGCUGGGAUGACAAAAACAUGGCGAUGGAGGACGCGUUGCCACGGGUGAUGAACCCAGUGCUGCCAGUGGUGCACUUUGAGCCCCAGCAGAACUACGUGCCUGAUCCAUCACUGUACCACGCUCCACUCUACAAAACCUCAGCCAGAGCCGGCACACUCUCCACUACAGGACACUCCACUAAUUUUGUGGUGACAGUGCUGUUACCAUCCAACAGGCCCAGUGACUACUGGAUCUCCAAAGCCUCAGCACUGCUCUGUCAACUCAACGAGUAACAGACGCACCU
Messenger RNA from Colossoma macropomum (tambaqui), 12524 nucleotides. It is a transcript of the gene dnah6, whose product is annotated as dynein, axonemal, heavy chain 6. Gene Ontology annotation, biological process: microtubule-based movement. Gene Ontology annotation, molecular function: minus-end-directed microtubule motor activity; dynein light intermediate chain binding; ATP binding. Lineage: Eukaryota; Metazoa; Chordata; Actinopteri; Characiformes; Serrasalmidae. The record is from RefSeq and is a predicted model, not a curated record. The coding region runs from base 1 to 12513 and encodes 4170 amino acids. The transcript has 78 exons. Gene Ontology annotation, cellular component: dynein complex.